Drosophila suzukii is the source of this 718-nucleotide messenger RNA. The record is from RefSeq and is a predicted model, not a curated record. Lineage: Eukaryota; Metazoa; Arthropoda; Insecta; Diptera; Drosophilidae.
AAACCAUUUACACCUAACAUGAGACGAAAUCUACUAAGUAUAACGUUUUUUUGCCUCGUGGUUUUUAUAGACGCCAAAUUAGAUGUUGUUGAUUUGUCUAUAAAUAACCAACCUGGAGAUUUGAUUUCCACCAAUGUACGCACAUCUGGUCGAGCCCCAAUAUUAAUUUCAGGUAACGUUACAUAUCUGAAGGAUCUAUCCAAUGAACAACGCGUGUCGGUGGAUGUCAAGAAGACUAAUGGACUUUUAAGCGUGCUGGACUUUCCGGGACUCAUAACUAUGAACAUCUGCGACGCUAUCAAGAAGUUCUAUGAUCCUUAUAUCAAAACUACGUUUAAGACGGGCGAGAACACCAACUUGGAUUUUAAGAAUGGAAAGCUGUGCCCCAUCCCAAAAGGUACUUACUGGAUGAAGGACAUCGUGCUGGACCUUAACAAAUGGAAGUUACCUUGGUGGGUACUUCCUGGUUCCUACAACAUUAAUGUUUCGGUCUUAAGUAAGGAUGGAUCACCUGGCGGUAAUAUUGCCUUCCAAGCUAAACUUAAAAGGAAAUAGAUUUUCCGUGUGUACCCAGGAAAAUAACAAUUUGCAUUUAAAUAUUUAUAGAUUGAUUUAAAAAAUGUUGGUUAUGUAUGUUGGUACUAAAAAUAUAAAAUGUACUGAGCUUUUCCAGUUGUUUGUCCAUAUUGAAAAAACGAGAUACUAGAAAUGUAGUAAA